Molecule: messenger RNA, 2855 nt
Organism: Oncorhynchus nerka (sockeye salmon)
Lineage: Eukaryota; Metazoa; Chordata; Actinopteri; Salmoniformes; Salmonidae
Product: histone chaperone asf1b-B-like
Exons: 4
Coding region: 386-994 (202 amino acids)
Biological process (GO): DNA replication-dependent chromatin assembly
Cellular component (GO): nucleus; chromatin
Molecular function (GO): histone binding
Source: RefSeq, a predicted model, not a curated record
AUUUCGUGACGUUACGAGGACCAUUUCCGAACACACUGGCGGGAGUGUGAACGUUAUCCUCUAGCUACAAAAUAACCGAGAACUACAAACAAAACACCUGCCAAAGCAAGCUUUUGUUUAUUUUAUUUUGAAAAAGAAUCUAGCGCCAAGCAGGUGUUAUAUUGCAAGCAAUUGAAAUUGACUAAGUUUGCAGGAGAGAAGACGAUAACAACCACCAGAAGACGCCACCACACGUAUCUUUAGUCAAAUACUGAAUUGUUUAACGUUGGCUAGUUUAUUAUUUUCCGUCCUGCCUUUAUCUGCAACGUUAAGGGAGAUAAACGAGCUAAAUUCGAUUAAUUUUCAAAUUAUUAAUCUGCUACCCUUUCAAGACUACUGAAAAUAAAUGGCUAAAGUUCAAGUGUUGAAUGUCGCUGUGUUGGAUAACCCAAGUCCUUUUGGGAACCCGUUUCAGUUCGAGAUUACGUUCGAGUGCAUGGAGGAUUUACCGGAGGACCUGGAGUGGAAGAUCAUCUACGUGGGCUCAGCAGAGAGUGAGGAGUAUGAUCAGACUCUGGACUCAGUUCUGGUCGGACCGGUACCAGCAGGCAGACACAUGUUCGUGUUCCAGGCGGAUGCCCCCAACACCGGGCUGAUUCCUGAGAGUGAUGCUGUGGGGGUAACCGUGGCGCUCAUCACCUGCACCUACAACGGACAGGAGUUCAUCCGUAUCGGUUACUAUGUCAACAAUGAAUACACCGACCCAGAGCUCCGAGAGAACCCACCAGUCAAACCAGACUACACACAGCUGCAGAGGAACAUCCUGGCCUCUAACCCCCGUGUGACCCGGUUCCAUAUCAACUGGGACGGCUGUUCAGACAAGAUGGAGGACAGUGAGAACGUAGACCCCUCCCCCAACAGCAGCAGUAGCAGCAGCAUGGUGCCCUCCUCCUGUUUAGCUGGCAAGGCGUUACCUGUAGGACUGCUGUCUGGUAACUCGAUGGACUGUCUGUAGAACACAGCCACCCCUCCAGCAUUGCCUUGCCACGUUCUACUCCAGCAGUCUUUGGCAGGAAGGUUGAGUCACUUAUUAUAAACCAGCUGUACUGUAGGGUGUACGGUCUGCCUCCUUCACACAGCAACACCUCCCUCUGUCUCCCCUGGCACUGGCACCCUAUUCCCUCCAUAGUGCACUACCUUUGUAAACAGGGCCCUCUGCUCCAAUGUAGUGCACUACCUUUGUAAACAGGGCCCUCUGCUCCAAUGUAGUGCACUACCUUUGUAAACAGGGCCCUCUGCUCCAAUGUAGUGCACUACCUUUGUAAACAGGGCCCUCUGCUCCAAUGUAGUGCACUACCUUUGUAAACAGGGCCCUCUGCUCCAAUGUAGUGCACUACCUUUGUAAACAGGGCCCUCUGCUCCAAUGUAGUGCACUACCUUUGUAAACAGGGCCCUCUGCUCCAAUGUAGUGCACUACCUUUGUAAACAGGGCCCUCUGCUCCAAUGUAGUGCACUACCUUUGUAAACAGGGCCCUCUGCUCCAAUGUAGUGCACUACCUUUGUAAACAGGGCCCUCUGCUCCAAUGUAGUGCACUACCUUUGUAAACAGGGCCCUCUGCUCCAAUGUAGUGCACUACCACAUAACAGGUUGCCAUGUCAGACUCCUGAUCCAAACAGUCCUGUUGUGUGUCUUCUUGUUUUAAAACUUAACUUCACACCUGGACUGGUUUCCAUAGCAACACAGCUAAAGCUCAGGCCCUGCUUCAAUACUGUAGAAAUGCGUCCCUGUUUCCUUGAGGUGAGCAGGGUACCUGGAAGUGAUUUGUAUCAGUGGAAACAAGGAGACCACACUAUUACUUUACCUGUCCAACCAAUCCCCAAUCUGUAUUUACUUCCACCUGUCGAACCAAUCCCUGAUCUGCAUUUACUUCCACCUGCCCAACCAAUCCCUGAUCUGGGAUUACUUCCACCUGUCCAACCAAUCCCCGAUCUGCAUUUACUUCCACCUGUCCAACCAAUCCCCGAUCUGGAAUUACUUCCACCUGUCCAACCAAUCCCCGAUCUGGAAUUACUUCCACCUGUCCAACCAAUCCCCGAUCUGGAAUUACUUCCACCUGUCCAACCAAUCCCCGAUCUGGAAUUACUUCCACCUGUCCAACCAAUCCCCGAUCUGGAAUUACUUCCACCUGUCCAACCAAUCCCCGAUCUGGAAUUACUUCCACCUGUCCAACCAAUCCCUGAUCUGGGAUUACUUCCACCUGUCCAACCAAUCCCUGAUCUGCGAUUACUUCCAGGAAGGUAGGCCUCUAGAGGGAGACUGAGUUGUCUCUAGGAAAAAGCCUCACCCUACAGGGUGACUCCAGGACUGUUCAUGCCUCAAUUCCAUUUCAAUUCAGGAAGUACUCUGUAACUCCACUUCAAGUCAAGGCUUUUCAAUGAAGAAAAAUGUAGAAUUGGAUGUAGAAUUUAAAAGGACUUGAUCCCGAACCUGGUCUGUGUCCAAAAUGUCAGUCUGUUCCCUACAUAGUGCACUACUUUUGACUAGACUUGUCCGGGGCCCAUAGGGCUGUUGUCAAAAGUAGGGCACUAUGUAGGGGAUAGGGUGCCAUUUGGGAGGCAACAUGUGUUGUAGUUGGGGGAGGGGUUUGUUUAUGUCAGUCAUGUGACUGUUGGGGGAGGGGUUUGUUUAUGUCAGUCAUGUGACUGUUGGGGGAGGGGUUUGUUUAUGUCAGUCAUGUGACUGUUGUUACUUUACUGUAUAUACCUUUGAUUCAUUAGCACUUAAGAGAUGUCGUGGGUUUGUUUUGUAUUUUGUUUUGCAUUGUAAUAUUUGUAACAAUGAAAGUAAUAAUAAUAAACAUUUGUUGUUUUUAAAA